Messenger RNA from Erigeron canadensis, 1531 nucleotides. RefSeq names its product elongation of fatty acids protein 3-like. The record is from RefSeq and is a predicted model, not a curated record. Gene Ontology annotation, molecular function: fatty acid elongase activity. Bases 231 to 1067 code for a protein of 278 amino acids. Gene Ontology annotation, cellular component: endoplasmic reticulum membrane. Lineage: Eukaryota; Viridiplantae; Streptophyta; Magnoliopsida; Asterales; Asteraceae. The transcript has a single exon. Gene Ontology annotation, biological process: very long-chain fatty acid biosynthetic process; fatty acid elongation, monounsaturated fatty acid; sphingolipid biosynthetic process.
CUUAAAUUACUUGAAAAUCUCGAAAACCAUAUAAACUCUACUGGCUGGUCGAAAGAAGUAACAACCAGUGAAAUCAAAAUAUUUGUAUAUAUUAUUUUCCAAACCCUUAACCCCUUUAUCACCCUUCAAUUCUCUCUUUGUGCUUUGUACUAGAGUAGUGUUAUAGCUUCAAACACCUCCAUCAUAUCGAUCGGGUGUUCUGGAAACGGGUCAACGAUCAAAAGUACAAUAUGAUGAGCCAAAGAUCAUUAAUCUAUUAUCUAUCGGAGCACCCUUCGAUAGUUGGAUUCAGGUGGAGCCACACCCAAUCGUGGGGUUCCACCUGGUCUUUCCUUUUCUCUUCGAUCUUCACAUACAUCGUUCUAUCGCUCUUCCUCCGCCUUAUCAUCUACUAUCGCCGCAAACCCGUUCCCCUAGGCCCAAUCCCCGCCCUCCACUCUCUUUUCAUGGCCUUCAUCUCCCUCACAGUUUUUACGGGUAUCCUAUUCUCUGCGGCAGCAGAGAUUCGUGAUACCCGGUGGUUCUGGGGACGUACCAGAACCACACCUUUCCAAUGGUUUCUUUGUUUCCCUUUAGGUACCCGGCCUUCAGGCAGGGUCUUUUUUUGGUCAUACAUAUUUUACUUAACCCGCUUCCUCCACACAUUCCGUACCUUUUUUGCGAUCCUACGUCAUCGCAAUCUAUCCUUCUUUCGUCUAUUCAACCACUCAAUCCUUAUCCUCAUGUCAUUUUUAUGGCUCGAAUUUUCCCAAUCGUUCCAAAUUUUGGGUAUCCUGUUAACAACAUCAAUAUACUCUGUUGUGUACGGAUAUCGCUUUUGGACCGCAAUCGGUCUACGAGGAGCAUGUUUUCCAUUUGUUAUAAACUGUCAAAUGUUCCUGCUAAGUUGCAACGUCAUCUGUCACAUUGGUGUUCUGCUUCUUCAUUUUAAAAAAGGUGGAUGCAAUGGAAUUGGCGCAUGGGGGAUCAACUCGGUGCUCAACGUCGCAAUCUUGCUACUUUUUGUAAACUUUUACUUAAAGAGUCAUUUAAAAAGACCACGGCGGGCAACCAGAGUGGUGACGUGAUUAUAAAAAACCAUAACGUUGGUUGUGCUACUGUGGAAAGUGUUGAUGGAUGAAUUGGGUGUAGCGAAAAGAGAAAGAUACGUGAGAGGGUCAUGUGUGGCCCCGUUAUUUUUUCUCUAUGUAAUUUAGUGUUAGAUUUAUUUUUUGUAUACUUAAUUUAUUUUUGGUAGUGGGCCGGCGGUGGUGGAGCAAUAAAAUAAAACCAUCCGUUGGUUAAAUAUAUAUAUGUCUAAUUUAUUAAGAAAGGGACGGGAGAUUAUAUGUACAAUAAAAAUAUGUAUAUACAAUAAAAAUAUUAUGUAUAUAUAUAGUUUCAGAGACAGUAGAAUAUUAAGGGUAUGUUUGGUAAAAGUAGUUGUAGCUUGUUAUUGUAGCUUUUAAUUAAAGUUGUAAGCUGUAACUUUUAGUUGGAGUUGUAAGCUGUAACUUUUAUAUUUUUAAAGUGUUUGAUAUGGUAUCUGUAA